AUGGAUGUGAAUGCGGCCGCCGCCAAGGCACUGCUCCACCUGAAGGCCAAGGCCUCCUUAGAAGCCUCCCUGGAAAGCGAGACCUCGGAGGGAGCGGAAGGAUCCCCCACAGCUUCUUGGUGGGACUCCGAGUCUUCGCCCAUGGACCAAAAUGGACAGCAUGUCAAGAUCUGCGAUGACGAAGAGAGGACAAUGGAGCGCGACGUGGACGAGUUCGAUCUGAUGGCACAACGCAGCGCAGCUUUCGAGUCUCUUCCAGAGGACCGGAAGCGAGCCAUCUCCUCGCUGCAAUCCGCGUUCCUGGAUGCCCUGGACACAGAAGAUGUGAAUGGCGCGGCCGCAGCGGCAUUGAAGCGCCUCCUGUCGAACCCAGCCGGCGAGGAUGCGGAUAGGAGUGGUGGCAAGCCUUCGAUUUUCCAAAUGCUCUUCCAAGAGAAGUUGGUUUCAGAAGAGAUGACCGCAGAGACGGGAAGCCUCGACGCAAAGGUGGAGGCGCUGAAGGCCUGGAGCCUUUCCCUGCAGAGGGAGGCCCAGAGCGCCGAGGAUGUGACCGGCGCCGUAGCGGCGGCCUUGCUGCGUUUGAGCAGAUCCGCGAAAUGA
This is a messenger RNA of Symbiodinium necroappetens, 600 nucleotides long. The record is from the annotation of a GenBank genome assembly. NCBI's taxonomy places the organism in Eukaryota, Dinophyceae, Suessiales, Symbiodiniaceae.